AUUUAAAUAACUUAUUUAAAAUAAUAAGAAAAAAAAACAUUUUGUGCUUAAAAAACUUAAAAAAUAAAAAAAUCCUUCAAAACGGCUGCUUUAAACUUAUUAAAACAAAACAGAUUUUGUUUUUUAAAAAACAUCAUUAUUUGAUAUUGUUAACGAUAAAUGGAGAAAAUUGAACAACAAUUUCAUAUGAGUUCUUCCUUCUUCCUCCAUGAGUAUCCUGAGAGUUUUAUGUGCCUGAUCAACAAGAUGCUGUUAAAAGUUGAGAAUACUCUAUUGCGUAGUCAUCGUCAGCGAGAGACCACCGGUAUUAAGAAACUCUACAAUUCGUUUUUUGUAUUGUUUUAAUUGGUUUGUGGUAAAAACAAAUUUACACCCGUCUCUUUGUUGCCGGUCAUAAGAAAUAAUUUGUAUUAAACUUUAAACGUAUAAUCAUUAUAAAAAUAUAAAAUAAAUAUAAAACUUAACAAAACUAAACAGAAAAGAAAG
Lucilia sericata (common green bottle fly) is the source of this 486-nucleotide messenger RNA. RefSeq lists its product as uncharacterized. The transcript has a single exon. The coding region runs from base 160 to 345 and encodes 61 amino acids. The record is from RefSeq and is a predicted model, not a curated record. NCBI's taxonomy places the organism in Eukaryota, Metazoa, Arthropoda, Insecta, Diptera, Calliphoridae.